Molecule: messenger RNA, 1891 nt
Organism: Etheostoma spectabile (orangethroat darter)
Lineage: Eukaryota; Metazoa; Chordata; Actinopteri; Perciformes; Percidae
Exons: 4
Coding region: 156-1133 (325 amino acids)
Source: RefSeq, a predicted model, not a curated record
AAAACACCCUAACCACUUGAAAUCCUUCUCAAGUACUUGCACAUCUAAUACCAUGUAGCUGCUUUCUUGCAUAAACAGGAAAAGCAUGGUUUCAUGAUGUUGUUGUAUCUAAAGAGAAGCAAGCUGCCCGAGCACAUUCAAACUCUGCAGCAAAGAUGAAGAACUUCCUGCCAACGUUCCCGAUUAAGAAGCUCGGCACCUACGUCGCAGUGAUUGUGAUUUUUGUUCACAAUGUUGUGCUCGACAAAGAUUUGGAGUGCUCGUGCAAACAACAAGUUCUUGACUGCAACUUCUACAUGAUUAUGCCGUCGUUUCUUGUAUUUAUUUUACAACUCUGGACGGACACAACCUUCCCAAGAGCCUUGAAGUAUACAUGUGCCUGUACAUGUGCCUGUCCAUGUGCCUGUCCAUGUGACUGUACAUGUGGCUGUCCAUGUGACUGUACAUGUGGCUGCAAGAAACGGUGCAAGCUGUUCUGCGUUUUGGUUUAUCACAUUGUCAAGGCGGCGCUGGUGGCCCUGCUGUGGGUGUCCUCCGUGUUCAUCGAUGGAGACUGGUUCGUCUGCUGUCAGAACGAUCAGUCGGACCGGCAGGCCCAGCUCGCCUGCAAGGAGAAGAACCAGCUCACAGCCGAGGACCGUGCAACCAUCGCCCAGCUGAAAAACCGCUCCACGCUUAUAGGCAUGUCUCUUCUCUUCUGUAUCCUGUUGCUGGCUGCCUUGUUAUCAUCAUUUGGACUGAUGAUGUGCUGUAAGGAUUCAAGUUGCUGCAACAGAAAUAUUCUGUACUAUAAAGUGAUUUUGGAGGAGGAAGAAAAUGUGCUGAAAGAGAUUUUGACAAAAGCAGCAAAAGAACAGUUGACUGACGCAGUCAAGUCGAAGAUGGAUAGACCCGAUUGGCAGAAAUGUUUUGAUGCUGCUAAAGAACUGAUUGAACAACCCACUGCACCUAGAUUUCCUGAAGCAGCCGAAAACCAGGAGAACGGCGUUCUUCUUGAACAUUGGAGACCAGAGGAUCGGAGACCAGAGGAUCGGAGACUAGAAGAUCAGAGACCAGAGGAUCGGAGACCAGAGGGGGGUCAUCUUUUGGCGGGAGAGGAGGAGGCUCCAGUUUCAGCCGAAGCCCGCCUAUGAGAUGGAUCUUUCAUGGUUUACGCAACACAACAUACUGGAAAGAAAUGUUGUGUUCAGCUCAAAAGGUUUUUACCUAACCAUUUAAUUAUAUGCGGUCUUUGUGUAUUUUUUGCACCAUUGACCUUUCUCUCAUACUGGAACAUCUCAAAGACUGCGUAAGUGGUUUCAUUCCUACUUCCUAGAGACAUCUUGUAGUGUAGCAUCGGUAACUCCUAGCUAUCCCCUGUGGGCAUGAAGAGAAGAUCCAUCCGUACGCUGAUGACACUCACCUCUCUUUCAACCAAAAGGACCUUUAUCAAAUGAAUUCACUAUCAAAUCAUUAACCUUAAAGACUGGAGGGUUCAGAUCUUCUGGCAGCUAACGUAGACACGGGGGGAGGGAGGGAGACUCUGUGUUGUCAUACAGGACCACGGCAACGGGUGCAACCACAAUCCGAGGACAGCAAGUGGGGAAUAAGCUAAGUGUUGAAUAAAAGAAUAUUAUUAGUGUGCUUUCACAGGUGCUGUGGCCUGAAUUCACGAUUAACUUUCUACGGCAUAACGUUUUUUAUUAAUUAUUUCAUAUUCAGUAUUCAUUCAUAUUCAUUCAUUCACAUGUUUUAUUUUACUUAUUCUCUUGUGUAACUUCUUGCUUAAUGCUGUACAACAUUUACAUUGUUUUUAUGAUUCUUCCUCUGCCAUUUUAUUUGUGUGAUUAAGCAAUGUGUAACUUUGUUUUGAAAUGUGCUAUACAAAUAAAGUUUAUUAUUUCCUGAAUCU